GAGGGGCGUGUCAGGAAGUCGGGGAGCGGAGCUGUGGCGGCGGAGGGGGCCGGGGGGCAGGAGUGGCUCCGCGGGAUCCUAAGGACCGGCGGUCUGGGGGCGGUGGCGGCGGCGGGCCCCGACCUGAGCUUGAGGACACGACGGCGGCGCCCAACUUCGGGUGCCUUGGGCCGGGCGAUGGAGGAGGAAGAAGGAUCAACACCAGAAUUACGUGAGAGAAAAAAGUCAAGCUGUCUUGAAAAUGAGCAAACAUCUCUACAAACUCUGCCAGAGAAAACCAGAGAUAUUCCAACUAUGAGGAGGUCUCCCAAAUAUGUAUUAUUUCAGCGUUUUGCAAAGCUUUUCUUGGGCUGUCUUGCAGCAGUUACUAGUGGUAUGAUGUAUGCAUUAUAUUUGUCAACAUACCACGAACGGAGAUUCUGGUUUUCCAGCAGACAGGAGCUUGAACGGGAAAUCACAUUUCAGGGUGACAGUGCCAUUUAUUACUCCUUUUAUAAAGAAAUGUUAAAGGCUCCUUCAUUUGAAAGAGGUGUUUAUGAGCUUACACACAACAACAAAACUGUAUCACUGAAGACUAUAAAUGCAGUGCAACAAAUGACUUUGUAUCCAGAACUGAUUGCCAGCGUACUAUAUCAAGCAACUGGUAGUGAAGAGGUUAUCGAGCCAGUAUAUUUCUACAUUGGUAUAGUUUUUGGAUUGCAGGGAAUUUAUGUGACUGCAUUGUUUGUUACAAGCUGGGUUAUGAGUGGAACUUGGCUAGCAGGAAUGCUUACUGUUGCAUGGUUCAUUAUUAAUAGGGUAGAUACAACAAGAAUUGAGUAUUCUAUUCCUUUAAGAGAAAACUGGGCACUACCAUAUUUUGCAUGUCAAGUUGCUGCUCUUACAGGCUAUUUGAAGAACAACAUAAAUACUUCUGUAGAGAGAUUUUGCUACUUGUUGGUGAGUGCGUCAACAUAUACUUUCAUGAUGAUGUGGGAAUACAGCCACUAUCUCCUUUUUCUUCAAGCAAUCUCCUUAUUCCUCCUAGACUCCUUUUCCCUCAUGCAAGCAGAUAAGGUUCAUGAAGUGUACAAAAUCUAUUUGUUAUCCCUUUUCCUGGGAUAUUUACUACAGUUUGAAAAUCCAGCUUUAUUGGUAUCUCCUUUAUUAAGCUUGGUAGCUUCCUUAAUGCUUGCUAAAUGCCUCCAGCUGAAUGUGAAAAAAGGAACUCGUAUAGCCAGAAUGAUGAAAGUGAUGUAUUUUUAUUUGAUUUUUACACUAACAGUGAUGCUGAAUGUCAUAAUGAAGACAUUUGUCCCACACAAAGAAAAUGGGCACAUGUUAAAAUUCCUUGAGGCAAAAUUUGGACUAAAUAUGACUAAGAAUUUUACAAUGAAUUGGCUCCUUUGUCAAGAAUCCCUGCAGGCUCCAUCUCAGGAUUUUUUUUUGCGAUUGACACAGUCAUCUUUAUUGCCUUUCUAUAUUUUAGUUUUAAUUAUUUGCCUUUUUUCUGUGAUACAAGUUAUUUUUAGGAGAAUCAAUGGCAAACCCCUAAAAGAAAUAGUUACUCUUGAAGAUGGUCGAAUUGGAGAAAGACCAGAAAUAGUUUAUCAUGUAAUUCACACUAUUUUACUGGGUUCUCUUGCAAUGGUGUUAGAAGGAAUGAAAUACCUCUGGACUCCUUAUGUGUGCAUGCUUGCAGCAUUUGGUGUAUGUUCUCCUGAACUUUGGAUGACCCUUUUCAAGUGGCUUCGAUUGAGGGCUGUACACCCAAUAUUUUUGGCUCUUAUUCUGAGCAUGGCUGUACCUACUAUCAUAGGUUUUAGUUUAUGGAAAGAGUUUUUUCCAAGAAUAAUGACAGAACUUUCAGAAUUACAGGAAUUCUACGACCCAGAUACAGUGGAACUUAUGACCUGGAUAAAAAGGCAGGCUCCAGUUGCAGCUGUGUUUGCAGGGAGUCCACAAUUGAUGGGUGUGAUUAAGUUAUGCACUGGAUGGAUGGUGACCAAUUUGCCUCUUUACAAUGAUGAAGACCUUUUGAAGAGAAAUGAAAACAUCUAUCAAAUCUACUCAAAGCGGUCUGCUGAAGAUAUUUAUAAGAUACUUACAUCCUACAAAGCUAACUACUUGAUUGUAGAAGAUGCUAUCUGCAAUGAGGUGGGAACCAUGAGAGGCUGUAGGGUUAAAGACUUGUUGGAUAUUGCAAAUGGCCAUGUGGUUUGUGAAGAAGGUGACAGUUUUACCUACUCAAAAUAUGGACGAUUUUGCCAUGAGAUCAAAAUUAACUAUUCUCCAUAUGUGAAUUAUUUCACUAGAGUAUACUGGAAUAGGUCCUACUUUGUAUAUAAAAUCAACACUGUGAUAUCCUUCCAGUCCUGAAGAACAGUAGAGCCUUCUUAAGACUGAUAUAACAUGAAGAGGAAUGGGAUGCUAUCUUCCUACUUAUGUUUUCUUUUGCAAAUCAAAGUUUGGACAUUUGAAAUGGUUAUUUUCUUUUCCCUUUGCUUGUUACCAGACCUAGAGUUUUAUAGGCAAUAUGACAUCAAAACUUAUGAUGUUGAUAAUGUAUCAAAUCUUCCAGUUUUUACUUUACCAGUAAUAUCUCUUUCUUUUGCAUUGGUCUUUCCAUAUUUUACCUCAUAAAAUACUAUCUUCCCUAUGGAUGUUUAUCUAAAUAAAGUAUAUUAGAACCCCAUUAUCACAUGGAUUUGAAUAUACUGGAGGUCAAAACAUAAGUACAUGCAGUGAAACCUUGAUCUGGCAUAGUUGGUCUAUAAGGGAAUUAUUCUUGUACUGUAUACUAUGGUAUAUGACUUUACCAAUCCGUAUAAUAAAAAGUUACAGAAAACGGCAACGUAAAGAUAAAUAGUGUAGUUCUAAAUGGGCAUUAUACAAAGGGAAGUAGUUUUUUAAAAUGACAUGAAGCUUUGUUUUUUCUAGUGUCCAAAAUCAAAAUAUUUAUGAUAUUCAUACAAAUAGUUUGUUUUUUUCUUAAAUAUUGCCUAUGAGUACAUUACUUUCUUAAUAUAUCCACACAUAACACAACAUUUUAAUUCUGUAUUAUUAAUAUUAAGUAGUUAACUUUUUAUCACAGUAAAGUGAUCAUACAUUUGAUACCAGUGUGAUCAUGAUAAAACUAAUUAUUGGUGCCUACAUUUUUAAUAAGCAUUUCAAAGGCCAUUACCAUAUAUUUAAAAUAUAAAUAUUAUAAAUAAAAUCUGCUUAGAUGUUUCUUGUCAGAAUUUUUAAUGCAACUUAAUCUGUUGCCAGCUACUAUAGUGGUACAAAUAACUUUGUCUUAACUUCUUGUCUCCAUUAAAGAAAAUUGAAGUUCCUAAAUUUAACCUGGCCUAAAAUGAGACUUCAUAUGCAUUAGAAAGACUUAAAAUUACUCACAAUCUCUGCUCUUAGCUACAUCUAUGCAUACAUGGUUACUUAUAUUAAAAAAAAACUGCAAAUAAAUUUUUUGUCAUUUAACAAGUUCUCCUACAAACAUCAAUACUGAAAUCUAGUAAUUAUAAUCAGCUUUAUAGAUUUGUAAUUUUUAGAAUUUACAGGUCUUCUUGUAGUCUCUUUAAAUUUUUGUUUUAUUUGCUUACAGCAUUUGCUAAAAUGUCAAAAUGUUUUAUGAACAAUGGCAAUCUGUAGAUAUAUUAUGUUUGGGAUGUAGAGAUAAUGCUUAGUUUUUUCCUCAUAUUCUUGCCAAGAAUUUUUUCAGAGUGUUUAGUUAUUAGAAUAGUGCUAAAAUUAUAUCACUACCAUUAAAUACAUUAGAAGGAAAAGUCAUUCUGUCUUCAUUAUGCAUGAAUGUUUUUUUGAAAAAUCAUGUAUUCUUUUCCUGGCUAUCAAAUGCUGAGUGCAUUCUCUAUUGAUGGAGUUGUCAUGAACAUACUUUCAGUUUCAUUAGUCUUCAUUUUCACAUAUAUAAUUAUAAUUAUAGUAAAGCAUCUUCAGGUGGUAUAGUUCAGUUUAACUAUUUGUACUUCUUUGGUAGUGAGUUGCUAGUCUUACUUUAUACCUUAUGACACUAUUGAACUUGUUAACUGGACAAAUAUCUAUCAUGCUUCACUGCACAAGAGUGUCAGAUUACGUAGUAAAAUUUCUAUAAUAGUAUAUGAGUUGAGGAUGUCAAAAAUACUGUCUUUAAGAGCAAUCUAUGUCUCUGUGUUAGGGGGAGAAUAAAAACAAUACUGGGAAAUUGGCCUCCCAGUGCAGCAUCAAAAAAUUAGUUAGCUUUCAUUGAUCUGUUCAUUGGUUAUCAUUGAUCUUAAUCAUUGUCUCAUGUUGCACUGAAUGGGUUGGAGGUCUUUUUAAAAACUAUAAUAAAAAUUUUCUUCUACUUCCACUAAUUGCUUUCUUAGACAGAUUCUUUGAUAGAUUUGAAGAAAUUUCUAGUUGAAUUUAAGAAAAUACAUUCAUGCAGCAACUGUUACAAAGGAAAACCUGAGCUCUUUAAUAGAAAAGAUUAUGUUGGACAUUAAAUGACAGUUCAAUUUUAGUACAUACUAAAGCCACAUCAAAAUCUAAGAAACUGGAUAGAAGUAGCAAAGCUAUGUGCUGAUUUCUGCCUAUGAAAUAAUAUCCUCACUUGUGUCUUUGCAAUGGUAAUAUGACCUUUCCUUUAUAUGUCCCUAGCAAUACAUAAUAAGCAAUGUUCAUAGUUUUGAAAGUGAGAAGUAUUUAUGAAAGAAAUCCAAAUAUACUUUACUUUUGAUACUUUAAACUUGUUAAAAAUAAGUGCCUUGAUUACCGUUUUCAGUUUCUCCAAAAGUUGUUAAUCUAUUUUUGUCCACUUUCUCCAGGCAAAAUUAUAGUAAUAUUUCGUUAGUAAGCUGAUUUUCUAGGCAGUGUCCUAUUUGUGUUUGUUAUUAGCAUUUAUGGUUGGGUAAAAAAAGGUGCUAAUACUUUUAAGGCACCUAUGCUAAUUAAAAUAUUUUGGUUAUUUGGUUAUGUUCCAGAACUGCAGGGUAUAAAAUAAAAAACUAACUUGCACAUUUAAGAAAGCCUAUUGCAUCAAAUAUUUGUUAAUCAACUCUUAGCAAUUCUUAUUCCUGAUGUUUUUGUUAGGCUUACUUUGUUUCAGACUUCCAUCUGUGUUGUACAUCUGCAAUACAUGAUUCGAAUUGUGUCAGUCUCAGCUGAGAUCCUUUUUAAGGAUGACUGUCCAAACCACUAAUAAUUAUAUAACAGUAUGCCAAUUUUUAUAGUUUCAAAAAUAAGAAAAAAUGCUGAACUGGAACACAAAAGGUGAUAGUCGAGUCAGAAAAAGCUUUUGCACAUAGUUAUAUCCUUAAUCUUAAAUCAAUAUAGGCUCAAGCUUCUUUGGAUUCCCAUUUAAAACCAAACUGAAGCCUUAUGAGAAUUAUUAACUUACAAUCAUAUUUACUUUUGAUGAUUUCAUGGAAAUUUUAGUCCUUUUUGCCUUGGAACUUUUAAGUAUUCCUUUUAUAUGACAACUUAUGUGCUUCACUUUACACAGAGGGCAUGUGCUUGGAAUUGUAUAUACAUUGAUUUUUUUUUUCAAAUAAAAAUAUUUUAAGUGCACUGAGGAGUCUUGCUAUUGAAAGGAUCCUUGCUUUUCAUCCUGUAAUUCCAAGAACCUUCUAUAAAGGAAAUUAGGACUCUCUAAUUUAUCCUUUGUGUCAGUCUCAGCUUUUUCAUGUAGAAUUUACUUAAAGUAAAUUAUACCUGCAGCAAAUUAUUAUUAGUACAAUUCCUUGAAUGCAGUAGAAAAUAUGAAUGAUAAUCUAAAUGAAUAGCCCAAAUAUUACUAGUAUUAAUUUGAUUCCUUUACCUUGGUGAUUCUCAAAUGAUAACUUGUGUCCUUGACAUGCAUUUCUUCACCAUUCUUUUGGUUUUUAAGUACAAAGGUUUUUGAUAUUGUUUUAGAGAGCUAGAAUAUAUAUGUGUCUCCUUAGUUUUAGAUUCCAACAUCCAUGGGUGUCAACUGUAGGAAAUUUAAAGUGAAACUGAUGUAAGUAUGGAUAAUAUAUCUUUAGAGUAAUACCUCAUUAUCAGACUAUUUUGUUCAACUAAAAAUUGAAUUUAAUCUAGAAGUUCCAAAGGGAUGCUUUUCUCAACUCUUUCAAUGGCCAUUAAGGAUUAUUUAAGAAAUGUUUUUUGUGUGUCAUAAUUUAAAAGCCUAAAAGAUUUUGUGGGACCAAAUAUACUGACAUGACAUAGAGAUACUUUGUAAGCCAAUUAUCAUCAACAAUCUCCUGGUGAUGAAGCUUAGAUUAUGGUGUAUGUAAACCUCUGUGUAGCUCUUUCACAGGUAUACAUGCUUCUGACACUUAGCAAUGUCAAAAUGGUAUUCAUGGAAUGGAGGCAGCCCGCAUUGCUUCCUGCUUGAAUUAAUUUGCUAAUAUAUUACUUUCAGUUUUUUCAGCUGUCAUUUUCCCAUUUUCUUUUGGGAUUUGUACAGAUAUUUAGGUGUGAGAAGGCUCCUCAAAUUUAUGCUAACUCUUGGAUCAGAAUACUUGACAGGAAUGUUUACUUUUUAGUUAAUGUUUUCCUCCUCUAUUAAGAGGCAACAUUUUCAUCAGAAUUAAAACUAGUGAACAUAUGUCUUUUAAUAGAUUUGGGACAAAAGUGUUUUACCUCAUAUUUUGUAACCUUAUAAAACUAAUUCAACAGAAAGGGACUUCUUUACUUCAUGAUAAAUUAACCUACUUGUUUUCUGUUAAUCCUAAUAAAGUUGAUUUUGGACUUUU
Messenger RNA from Trichosurus vulpecula (common brushtail), 6692 nucleotides. It is a transcript of the gene DPY19L4, whose product is annotated as dpy-19 like 4. The transcript is spliced from 19 exons. Gene Ontology annotation, cellular component: nuclear inner membrane. Lineage: Eukaryota; Metazoa; Chordata; Mammalia; Diprotodontia; Phalangeridae. The record is from RefSeq and is a predicted model, not a curated record. The coding region runs from base 178 to 2358 and encodes 726 amino acids. Gene Ontology annotation, molecular function: mannosyltransferase activity.